UGAAUCUUCAUCAGGUACCUGAAAGUUGCAGGAAAGUUCAUCAAUGGAGUGAAGGCAGAAAAUCACCUGGUAAACAAAAGAAACAGGAAAGUUGACUCAGCUUGGUAUCGUAGUAUAUAAUCUUAACUAGGUAGCUAGCUUGAAGGUCUCAAGUUAGAGGUAAAAAUGGUGAAGAUUGAGAGAAAACCCUCACAAACUCAAGCCCAUACCGGCGGAAAUAUAGUCACUGUUCUUAGCAUCGACGGUGGUGGCAUUCGAGGAAUUAUUCCGGCUGUUAUCCUCGCUUACCUCGAAACCCAACUUCAAGAGUUGGAUGGAGAAGAUGCGAGAUUGGCAGACUACUUCGACGUGAUCUCCGGGACAAGCACCGGCGGCCUUGUGACGGCCAUGUUGACGGCUCCCGACGAGAAUGGGCGCCCCCUUUAUGCAGCUAAAGAUAUUAAGCCUUUCUACCUAAACAACGGUCCCAAAAUUUUCCCACAAAAGGGAGGAUGGUUUGGUGAAAUAUGGGUGUCGAUUAGAUCCGUGUUUGGCCCUAAGUACGAUGGCAAGUACCUGCGUAGUCUCCUGAAGAAGGAGUUGAAAGACAUUCGGUUAACAGAUACUCUUACUAACGUUGUUAUUCCCACUUUUGACAUCAAGAAUCUGCAACCUGUCAUCUUCUCUACUUACCAGGCUAAAAGAUGCCCAAAAAUGAAUGCUUAUUUGUCAGACGUUUGCAUUGGCACUUCAGCCGCUCCCACAUACCUUCCUGCUCAUUAUUUCAAGAUUCAAGAUCCCAAACAUGGAACUGAACCGCCCAGAGAAUUUAAUCUUAUAGACGGCGGCGUCGCUGCAAACAAUCCGACAUUGGUAGCCAUGUGCCAAGUGACCAAACAGAUUUUGGACAACAAACCAGACGACGACGAAUUCUCCCCCAUGAAUCCCAUAGAUUCCCCCAGUUUUCGUGUGAUAUCUAUAGGGACAGGAGCUGCUAAAAAUGAGCAAAAGUAUGAUUCAAAACAGGCAGCCAAAUGGGGUAUUCUCAGCUGGUUAGUGCACAAAACCUCAACGCCAUUGAUCGAAGUUUUCAUGCAGUCCAGUGCAGAUAUGGUGGAUCUGCAUAACUCCGUCGUCUUCCAGACUCUCGAGUACUCAUGUGAAAAUCGUUAUCUCAGAAUUCAAGAGGACGAUUUGACUGGAACACUAACUUCUGCGGAUGCAGCCACUAAGGAAAAUUUGGAAAAGCUGGUGGAAAUUGGGGAGAAGCUGCUGAAGAAGCCAGUUUCCAGGGUGAAUUUAGAGACUGGUGUCAGUGAACCAAUUCCACAUUCUGGCACAAAUGAAGAUGCUCUCAAAAGGUUUGCAAAGUUACUAUCAGAUGAAAAGAGAUUUAGAGAAUCGAAGUCGCCAAUUAUGAAUUGCCAAAGUAAUGCAUGCAAUCAAUGAUCUGAUAAGGCCACUGUAUCCAUGCUGUUUUCCGGCCAGCCUUGUAAUCUAGAGGAGAUAGAGGUGGGCGCGGUUCGGUUCGAGUGACACUUGACACCCGAAUUUUAUUUUAGAUAUUUGAAAAUUUUGAGUGAUGUUUUUGACACCAAAUAUCCGAAUUAAAUUUAAUUCAGAUAUAUUCAGUUUGGUGAAA
This is a messenger RNA of Ipomoea nil (Japanese morning glory), 1621 nucleotides long. Its product is annotated as patatin-like protein 2. The transcript has 7 exons. Gene Ontology annotation, biological process: lipid metabolic process. The record is from RefSeq and is a predicted model, not a curated record. Bases 166 to 1428 code for a protein of 420 amino acids. NCBI's taxonomy places the organism in Eukaryota, Viridiplantae, Streptophyta, Magnoliopsida, Solanales, Convolvulaceae. Gene Ontology annotation, molecular function: glycerophospholipase activity; monoacylglycerol lipase activity.